Messenger RNA from Misgurnus anguillicaudatus (oriental weatherfish), 884 nucleotides. RefSeq lists its product as uncharacterized. The record is from RefSeq and is a predicted model, not a curated record. NCBI's taxonomy places the organism in Eukaryota, Metazoa, Chordata, Actinopteri, Cypriniformes, Cobitidae.
GUUGGAUUUGUGCCACUCCUCUUAUUUUUUUUUGUUCUAGCAUACAUAAAUCUGAUUAUCAUAGAGCUACACAUCACUUUUUUAUUACCUAUUGACACUUGCUCAUCAUGUGGCUGCUGUUGGGACUCUGCUUCACCUCCUCACUCAUCCACUCAGUUCAAAUGCUGAAGUGUUGGGACAGUCGGGAGUCAUUAAAAACCUGUCCUGCUAACCAGCCCUAUUGUUAUGUUUACAAGAGCUAUUAUGGCAUGAUCAGCAAUGAGUCCAUUUCUGUGCAGUCUUGCAUUGAAGCGUGCUCUUUUUUAGGAAAACCUUUUUCAUACAAUCUUGGGUAUCUUAAUGCAACUGCUACGUGCUGCAACACAGAUGGCUGUAACAGACUUGAUCUGCCUGAACACAACACUGCCCCGACAGGACGGACAUGCAAGUCAUGCAACAGCAUAAACGAUGAUAAGUGUGACACACCCCUGCCCUGUGUGGGAAUCCAGGAAUGCUGCAUAGAUGAUUCAUCAUCAUCCGGCAGCACUUACCAAUGGAAAGGUUGUGGCUCAAAAUUUUUUUGUAAAGACUCAUUCAACUCGAACUCUGGAAACCUGGGCUACCCAUUAAGCACCAACCUUGGAAACCUGGGCAACCUUGGAAACCUGGGCUACCCAUUUAACACCAACCCUGGAAACCUAGGCACAAAAUGCUCAAUCCACAAUGUCAGUCUUCUACUGAUAUGUCUUAUAAGUUUUAUUUUCAAUUAGUGUCAAGUAAAGUCAAAUUGUAUUGCAAAAUCUUUUCUAAACAUUUGGUAAACCAGCUGUUUAUGAAGGUUUGAUUGUGUUUAUGAGGUGCACUGUAACAUGUUCAUUUAAAAAAUAAAAACACAUUAUUUUUCA